Molecule: messenger RNA, 4693 nt
Organism: Linum trigynum
Lineage: Eukaryota; Viridiplantae; Streptophyta; Magnoliopsida; Malpighiales; Linaceae
Source: the annotation of a GenBank genome assembly
GGAGUUAAAUAUGGCUGGAUCAGAUCGGGUUGCUGCAUGAACGACAGACAGAAGCAUUAUCGCUUGAUGCAGAGCAAAGCUAAACGGCUAUCUGAUAAACACAAAGAAAUGGGUUUCCUGUCGUUGUUUCCUUCUGCUCCAGCAACAUGAUAAUCUUGAAGCUGCUGAAGGCUAUAUAAAAUGUGAUUAAUUAGUCCCCAUUUGGUGGGAAAUGAAAUACAUCAGACUCCUUUGAGUAAUUAAGAACUUAUGGCGUUGAAACAAGUAGCUCAUUAUUGAUAAGAAAUGGCCAUGGUGGGAGUGGCUCGAGUGGGAGCAGCUGGAAUCUUGACAGCCUUGGAGUUCUGCAUUCACAGCCAGAGCCACUGCUGCACGAGUGAGUUCAUUGCAUAGAAUGUAAUCCUCCGUUAAUAUAUGGUAGAGUUUUGUAUAAUUUUCUCCAUUUCAAAUUUCCUACAACGAGAGUAAAAAUAGGAUGGACAUUUUUGUCUUUACAAUUAAAGAUUUAUUAUAAAUAAAAAAUAUCAAUAUCAAGAUUUGAACCCGUGUCUUUUCAAAUAAAGAAGACAAUCAUAACCAAUUACACUAAAUGAAUUUGUUGUUUCUAUUUGAAUACAAAACAUGCACAAAGUUAAACUCUGGAAAGUGAAUGACUUUUAUAUCAUGAUCAACAAGCCCACUAAGUCUACCGUAUGUAUUUUUAUGGUGCUUAAUACUUCAAUUUCCAUAGUAAAGUUUCAUGUAAUUUUCUACAUUUUAAAAUUCAUGCUCUCUCCUUAAUUUUCGCUUAACUUAAAUUUGUAAUUGGCUAACAUGGAAGAAACUAUUUCUUUACUAUAUGUUGUGUCAUUGCAUUUUUUAAUUUAAAUUUAAAUUUUGUACUUUUUUAUCUUUGUUCUUGUCUCUUUCGAACUUCAUCCGAAAGUCCCUCCAUCGUGCAAUAGUUUGGCCCUUUCACUUCCCAGUACAAGGGGAGCAGAUCGGGUGAGUAACUAAUGGGUGAGUAACCCAUCAGUAACCCCUCUCUCCUCUCUCCACGUGUCAAUUACUUUUUUUUUAAUUAAAUGCUAAAGGGCAGUAAGGUAAAAUGCAUUUAUCUCAUAUUUAUUGCUGACGCGCUGACGCGUUGACUUUUGACCGACCACAUCAGGACCUCCUUCUCUCUCAUCGAAAAACCUUUAAUUUUCCUUCUCUUAAUCUUUAACGGACGAUUUCUCACUCGUUUUAAGUCGAAAUUUAAUUUUUUUUGCACAGUUAGAUCAGAUUAAUUAUGCUCUUCAAAAUGAUAUCCACUUUGAUAUUUUUUUGACACAAAAUUUUUUUCCAGUUAUUACCAGUCUAUACCAUAUGGUAUAGUGUGGUAAUAUCAAUAUAUAUUUCGUUACCACCCAAUACCAUAUGGUAUAGUGUGGUAAUAUCACACAAUACCAUAUGGUAUAGAGUGGUAAUAUCAAUAUAUAUUUUGUUACCACGCAAUACCAUACAUUAACAUAGGGUAUAGUGUGGUAAUAUCAAUAUAUAUUUCGUUACCACCCAAUACCGUAUGGUAUAGUGUGGUAAUAUCAAUAUAUAUUUCGUUACCACCCAAUACCAUAUGAUAUAGUGUGGUAAUAUCAAUAUAUAUUUCGUUACCACACAAUACCAUAUGGUAUAGUAUGGUAAUAUCACACAAUACCAUAUGGUAUAGAGUGGUAAUAUCAAUAUAUAUUUCGUUACCACGCAAUACCAUACAUUACCAUAGGGUAUAGUGUGGUAAUAUCAAUAUAUAUUUCGUUACCACCCAAUACCAUAUGGUAUAGAGUCAUAAUAUCAAUAUAUAUUAUCUAAAAGGAAAAAAAAAACAGAAGGAGGGAGAGAAAAAAUCGUCUUCUGAUGCCUCUCAUUUCCUCUUCCUCAAUCAAGAACACCAAAAUGCCAAAAAAAAUGAGAAAGAUCGGAAUUGAGGCCAACGAGUUGAUGAAGAGAAGAAAUGCAAAGAAAGAGAGUGGCUACAAUUUUUAUUCGUCGAUUGCUAGAAAAAAAAAUAAAGAAGGAAGAGAGCAGAUCUAAAUUUGAAAAGGAGAUUGUGAAAGAAAAAAUAAGAGAGAAGGAAUAGAGAAAGAGAAAGGAUCUAGAAAGAGAUUGAAAGAAAAGAAGAGAGAAGGAAGAAAGUUGAGUUGCAGAGAAAAUGCAUUGUCUCUCUUUCAUUGAAAAGUCAGCCAUUGAAAUGCGGAAUGAAUAAUAAAAAUUAAAAAUACAAAAACGGACAAAAAUGCCCCUCCCCACCCCACAUCCAGCCCAGCCACAUGAUUGCUCCAUUCCCAAUCCUACGGCUCCCGUGUGGUUACUGAUGGGUCAGUAACCAGUGGUUACUGACCCUAUCUUGGACCGAGUACAAGGGCGCAAUUGAAAAUUAAUCCUACAUUUUAAGUUAGGCAAGUAGAAGAUUUCAUAUCCGAUAUCAAUCCAUGUCGAAUAGAAUGGAGUCAAUCAAGUAGUUAUGAUUUGAACUUCGAGUAGAAGAUCAGUUGGAAUUGAGUUUGAGAAUGGAAGUGGUGGGGGGGGGGGGGGGGAAUCGUGUUUGGAUUUGGUAGCAGGUAAAGUUCCACUACAGCAGGUGAAGGCAGAGAAGACGGAGUUGGAGAGGGUAGUGAACGAAUUGAGGAGGGUAUUGAAAGACAUGGAAGCGAAACUGGAGCAGUUAAAGAGAGAGAAGUGAGAGAUUAUGAGGAUAGUAAGGAAAAUGGAGAGGGUAUUGAAGGCAGACAAGGGGAGAUGAACAUAUUGAUGGAAUUGGAGAUGAGUGUUGGUUUUAGCGAACUUAUUACAACUGCCACUUAUGAAUAUGAGUUGACAAAACACAAGAAGAAGAUUGAGGAGUUGAAGAGCGAGUUGACAAGAACCCCAAUUGGAAGAGAAAUUGAGGGCCACAAAGAGAAAGUUCAUCAAAGUAGCAGAAAUGGAGUUAUAGAAGGAGAAUUAAAAAGUGAAUGUUUGGUUGAAACAUAUGCCUCUUGAGAUUGAAAAUAGAGUGGAUAAAAAUUUGGUCGUUCAACGGAGAGUGGUGGCUAUUGAGUCUUUAGGUUUAUGGUUUUUGCAGCUACCACAACCUAUUUCUAUCUUAAAACGAGGAAUCAUUGAUUGAUUUACUGAAGUAGGUCGAUUAUUUAUUCAACUUACUUGAACUAAUAGAUAAGGAAUGUCUAAUUUUGUGCCUUAUGACUUUGAUCAAGUCUAUUAGUAUAUUGGAGGUAACCCUAAUUUGGUCGUUUGCUCUCAAGUUUUGAUGAUUCCCUCUUAGUUUAGCUUUUUGUAUAUAGUUGAUGAUUUGAACCAACAACUCUCCAUUUCUUUUUAAUUAGUGGCAUACUGUUCCUAAAAGGCGAGCAUUGAACCCUUUAUGUAGGAUUGUGAGGUUUCAGAUUCAGUUUCAAACUAUAUAUGGGUCGUGUGGUAAUUCCAGUGAGGUUUUAUAUUCUAUCUUUCUUGACAAUCAACUAACCAAUAUAAUAUUAUCAUUAUGAAAACGAAAUCUAUGACACAUUUUUAUAUUCUUAAAUGAUGAUGGUAUUUCUUCGAGUGUUCGACCUAUAUAUGCUUUCUUUAUGUAUCAUCUCGAUUGAAGGAAUGUCAAAAAAUUAAACAAGUUAAUAGUCUUAAAAAGUAAUAUAAAAAUAUAAAUAAUCAAAUAUGAUCAUUCCGGCCAACGGGCCGGGUUAUAAGCUAGUAUAUUAGUAUGGGAAAAUAAUAUAGCAUUUUCUUACAUUUGAUUUUGCAGCAUUGCUGGUGGUGGUGGAUCCUGGGCAGAAACAGAGGAAACAGGGAACAAGUUUGUCAGCAAUGGUUCAUGCAAUACAAUUUGCUGUCACAUGCUUCCCUCCCUCUCUCUCACUGCCAUAAUGGGCUGGAGCUCCAUUGCCUUUGACAUGGAGAGAUGCAAGCCAAUGUCAUACAUAUAUCCACUGUCUUGGCUCUGUCUAGGAUCCAUUAAGGCGCUUGCAGCUACCAUUGCUAUGUUCCCCAUCAACUAUGCAAUGAUGAGAAAAACUCGGUUUUGUCAGGGAGCACCUCUACCUGACAGCAAUUCUUCUUCUUGUUAUCAAUUGCUACAAUCUCAACAUUCAGAUCAGGGAAAUAACCGACGAAGAAAUGGCUUCUGCUUGCCAUGUUCGAUCCAUCAGUUGGAGAGGCUGAGAUCCUCUCAGCCAACAUCUUCAUCAUCUAAUUUGAGUGGUCUCAAGGAGUUGUAUCAAUCCAUCGACGAUUACCUUCAGCUGCAAGCAACCCAAAAAUCAAUCUCCAACAAUAACUCAAUCGAUAAGGCACUUUACGGAUCCCUCAGGUUGCUAGAUUUUUGUGGUUUCACAAGAGACAUCCUCUCACAAAUAAAGGAGAUCCUGGAAGAGCUUCAAUCAUCACUCAGAAGGAAGAGAGGAAGCCAAUCAGUUGAAGCUUAUAUGGCUGCCAAGAAGCAGCUAAGCAAACACGUAUGCAAGUGUUUGAGAUAUAAAGAGUUCACAGAAGAACUGCAGCUGCUCCCAGCAUUGUAGUUGGAACUCCUUUAUAGCCAAUAUUUCUUCUCGCUUACUCGUUUUAAUUGAGCUUGCAUUGGCACAUAUUUAAGGUAGAAUCAAUCAAUUAGAGCUUCUCAUAUCAAAAUCGAAUUGCUCGAUGUUUUGAUUCAAUCAACUACUAAUAUAUAUGUCAAUUUUUG